Nicotiana tabacum (common tobacco) is the source of this 1587-nucleotide messenger RNA. Its product is annotated as beta-carotene isomerase D27, chloroplastic-like. Gene Ontology annotation, biological process: strigolactone biosynthetic process. Gene Ontology annotation, molecular function: cis-trans isomerase activity; iron ion binding. Lineage: Eukaryota; Viridiplantae; Streptophyta; Magnoliopsida; Solanales; Solanaceae. Gene Ontology annotation, cellular component: plastid. The record is from RefSeq and is a predicted model, not a curated record.
CUAAUCCAAAGUUGCUAUUCAUCACACUGAGCUUCUUUCUCUCUCUUUCUAAUGGAAGCAAAUCUUGUUCAACCCUACCAUAGCUUUUCAACAGUAUCCAUGAGAAACAGAAAUAAGAUCAAUACUUAUAAAUACAAAAAUAUACCAUAUCCACUAUGCUCCAUAUUAACGAAGCCACCUGCAAAUAAUCAAAAUCAUAAUGCAGAAACAACCACAGGCAGUUCUUCCAAUAAUGUUUACAAAGAUAAUUGGUUCGAUCGUCUCGCCAUUAAUCAUCUCUCUCAAAGUAUACAAGCUACCACAGGAUUAAGAAACAAUAAGAGUGGAUAUGAAGGCUUGGCGGAGGCUGCAAAGAUGGUAUAUACCAACUUUAACUCAACGCGUCAAGUAAAUCUUGUUGUUGAAGCUCUUCAAAAGGCAUUCCCUAAGCCUAUUCUUUCCCUGAUGAAGAUGGUACUACCACAAUCUAAGUGGGCAAGAGAGUAUUGCGCUGCUUUCACCAGAGUCUUCUUCUCUUGGCUAGUGGGACCCUGUGAGGUGAAAGAGUCAGAAUUUAACGGGAGAAAGGAAAACAAUGUGGUCCACAUCAAAAAAUGCAGGUUUCUGGAGGAAACCAAUUGCGUGGGAAUGUGCACUAACCUCUGCAAGAUGCCUUCUCAAUUGUUCAUCAAGGAUACAUUAGGAAUGCCAGUGAACAUGGUACCAAACUUUGAUGAUAUGAGCUGUGAGAUGAUAUUUGGACAGGAUGCUCCCCCACCAGAUACAGAUCCAGCAUUUGUGCAGCCAUGCUACAAAUUAUGCAAACUUGGCAAUAAACACCAACAGGAUUGCAACAGUCAAAUGAAGAAGAAAGAUGUGGAGAUUUCAUAACGCCGUUCAUAUAUCCUUUCAAUUUAUUUUCAUAUCAAAACAUCGGUAACUGGAGAGGUGUCACAGGAACCAAUUAGAAUACACAUACGGGUAUUACCAGAUAAAUUUCUGAAUAUUGUUUGAAAUUAUUCGAUUGCAGGUAUAAAACAUGGUAUGAAUUUAUCUUCAGAAAGUACACCAAAAUUUAAAGAAAUAUGAAAACUGCAGCUAUAUCUCCUAAGAUGUUUUAACUUCUGGUCAAGUGAAAACAGACUACUUCCCGAGCCACAUGAUACAAACCAUAAGAUAUAAGCUCAGAAUAUUAGAUAUCCAGCAAACCGUGCUGAUUACUGGUCCACAAAAACUAGAAACAAACGUCAUAAGGGGUAACUCCAUUGUCAGAAAAUUAUUUCGAGCUAAUUAUUUCUUAGUAUGAGUAUGACAAUCAGAAAUGAACAGAUAUAGUAAUGAAGAACCAAAAGAAUGCUUCAACAUAUUGAAGUAGUACAAGUGUGAUUGCAGCAAUUCCUCUAACAGUUAGAUGUGGUUAGUCCAACAAGUAAUUUUUCUCAAAGACUUUGUGUCACAUCUUAUCCAGCUUGAACUGUAACCUCACAAUUUUGGAUGAUCACCAAUAAACAUAUUAUAAAGCAGACGCUAUGAAUUGUAUAAUCUGGCAACAGAAGCCAAUUAGUGAAUGAAAAUGCAAUAGAAUAGAAGCAGAGGUAGAGCUAAGAU